GGGCUCAAGUCAUCCUCCUGUUUCAGCUUCCCAAGUAGCUGGGACUACAGACAUGCACCAUGGUCUCAAACCUUUGGGCUCUUGCUUCCACCUCCCAAAGUGCUGGAA
Messenger RNA from Carlito syrichta (Philippine tarsier), 108 nucleotides. RefSeq lists its product as uncharacterized. The record is from RefSeq and is a predicted model, not a curated record. The annotation marks the transcript as partial. NCBI's taxonomy places the organism in Eukaryota, Metazoa, Chordata, Mammalia, Primates, Tarsiidae. The transcript is spliced from 2 exons.